CUGUAACCACUCGCCGCCCUCUCCCGGCCCGGCGCACCGCUGCCCGCGCGCGAGUCGCCCCGGGACCCGGCACAGGUUGAAGAAAUAUGGAUACCAACACCAUAUUGGUCAUCAGCGCUGGUUUUACCAGCUUUUUCACCUUUCAGCUUCUUUUCCACUUUGUAAGUUAUUGGUUUUCAGCAAAAGUUUCUCCAGGUUUUAAUAAUCUCAACUUCGAAAAGAAGAUUGAAUGGAACUCAAGGGUAGUGUCUACGUGUCAUUCUUUGGUGGUUGGGGUUAUUGGCUUGUACAUAUUCUUGUUUGAUGAGGCUACUAUUGCUGAUCCACUUUGGGGUGAUCCAUCUCUUGUGAAAGUGAAUAUUGCUAUUGCUUCAGGCUACCUCAUUUCUGAUUUGUUGAUUCUCAUUUGGUAUUGGAAAGUGAUUGGUGACAAGUAUUUUAUAAUUCACCAUUGUACAGCGCUGUAUGCAUACUACUUUGUACUGAGGGAUGGAGUGCUGGGAUACAUUGGGAAUUUUCGCCUGCUCGCAGAACUUUCCAGCCCUUUUGUGAAUCAGCGGUGGUUCUUUGAGGCUCUGAAGUAUCCUAAGUUUUCCAAGGCUAAUGUCAUCAAUGGAAUACUCAUGACUGUGGUGUUCUUCAUAGUGCGGAUUGCCUCAAUACCUCCUUUUUAUGGCUACAUUUACUCUGUGUUAGGAACGGAAGCCUACCUGAGGCUUGGAUUUUUAAUUCAGUGUUCCUGGAUCUCUACUUGUGUUGUUUUGGAUGUAAUGAAUGUCAUGUGGAUGAUCAAAAUUUCAAAGGGGUGCAUCAAAGUCAUCUCUCUCAUAAGACAAGAGAAAGCCAAAAAGAGUCUUCAGAAUGGAAAACUUGACUAAAAGUGGGCUAUUGAUAAGCAUACUUCAUGAUUACCCACAUUAUAUCUUCUGAUAGGUUGAAUUCUUGGCAUGUUCUUGUGCUUCUUUAUUAAUUAUACUUGUUAUUCUCGGUUUCAAUGUCCUUUUUUUCCUAACCGUUAGAAAAGAGAA
This is a messenger RNA of Lipotes vexillifer (Yangtze River dolphin), 1028 nucleotides long. RefSeq names its product TLC domain containing 4 (gene TLCD4). NCBI's taxonomy places the organism in Eukaryota, Metazoa, Chordata, Mammalia, Artiodactyla, Lipotidae. Bases 87 to 878 code for a protein of 263 amino acids. Gene Ontology annotation, biological process: lipid homeostasis. Gene Ontology annotation, cellular component: membrane; endoplasmic reticulum. The record is from RefSeq and is a predicted model, not a curated record. The transcript has 7 exons.